CACUCAACAUGGCGGCGGCGCCCUGCCGAGGCGCCUGAGAGCGCCAGGAGCGUCGCGUGACACUCCAGUCAUGGCGGCCCCGGGGCAGGCUGUGGGCAGCGGGGCUCAGGAGACAUGCGGUCUGGAUCGGAUUUUGGAAGCACUGAAGCUGCUGCUGAGCCCGGGAGGAUCAGGCUCAAGUUCACUACAGGUCACAAAACACAAUGUCUUGUUGGCUACUUUAAAAUCUAACCUGUCUGCUUUGGAGGACAAGUUUCUGAAGGAUCCUCAGUGGAAGAAUCUGAAACUCCUAAGAGAUGAAAUUGCUGGUAAGGCAGAAUGGCCACAAAACUCUGUGGAUGUCACUUGGAGUUUUACCUCUGAAACCUUGUUGUUGCUUUUGUGCUUGAAGGAAACCAUGCUCCUCCUUGCAGCUAAUUUCAAUCCAGGUAAACCCAACCCUAGGACUCCGGAAGUUGCUCCUGCCCUGAGUCCCGAUGCACUUAGUAUCUCACAGCAGAAGACUGUCCAGUUCGUUUUGCAGUUUGUAGUCACCUUGGGUAUUUGCCCCUAUCUCAUGCCUGGUGUUGGAGUCCCUUUGAGAUAUAGAACUGAGUUUGGUGCCGUCGUUCAAGACGUGGUGUGUCUCGAUGCUGCUCCUGAUGCAACUCGAAGACUGUACACCAGCUGCAGGGCCCUUCUAAAUGUUGCUCAGCACACAUCUCUGGGAAGCUUGAUAUUCUGCCACCAUUUUGGGGAUAUUGCAGCAGGUCUGUGCCAACUGGGAUUCUGCCCAACCAAAAGAAAACCACUAACACCUGCAGAAGAGGUUCUAACUGAAGAGGAAAGAACCCUAUCCAGGGGGGCCUUGAGAGACAUGUUGGAUCAAGUCUAUCAGCCCUUAGCAGUCCGGGAACUGCUUAUCCUCCAGGGAGGACCACCCCAGUCCUGCACAGAUGUGAAGACACAGCUGAGGUGUCGGGCCCCAGCUUGGCUUCGGCGUCUAUGUGGACAGCUGCUCUCUGAAAGGUUAAUGAGGCCUAAUGGUGUUCAGGCAGUAGUCCGGGGCAUUUUGGAAGGAGCAGGUGCAGGGGCAGCUGGUGGAAGUGAUGCUGAGGCGACGGCUGCUGACUGGAAGAAGUGUGACCUGAUCGCAAAGAUUUUGGCCUCUUGUCCCCAGCAGUCUCUUUCACCAGAGAGUUACUACCGGGACAUCUGCCCCCAGGUUCUGGAUUUAUUUCACUUUCAGGAUAAAUUGACAGCACGACAGUUUCAGAGAGUUGCCACCACUACCUUUAUAACUUUGUCAAGAGAACGCCCACAAUUGGCAGCAAAGUAUUUGCUCCAGCCAGUGUUAGCUCCUCUUCAUCGAUGUUUGAGUACAGCAGAGAUUCCAGAGAGUCACAUGGUACCAGGAACUAUUUUGGUGACAGAAGAAGAACUUAGUAGAUGCAUUGAGGAUGUGUUUAAGGUGUACGUGGUUGGGAAUGAACCUUUAACAGUUUUGAUGGAUUCUCUGCUUCCUGUCCUGGGAGUGCUUUUUCUUCUCUACUGUUUUACUAAGCAGAGUGUAUCUCACAUAAGGUCACUUUGCCAAGAAAUCUUAUUAUGGAUUCUGGGGAAGCUGGAAAGGAAGAAGGCAAUUGCCAGCCUGAAAGGAUUUGCAGGGUUGGACAAAGCUGUGCCCUCUCUCCAUUCUCUGUGUCAGUUUAGAGCUGCCACUCAAGGUGGCAUUAUGAUUACCAUCAAAGAGGCCUUUAGUGAUGAAGAUGAAGAUGAAGAUGAAGCCCUGUACCAGAAGGUAUCCUCAGAGCAGGGCCGGGUAGAGCAUCUCGGGGACUUGCUGUCCCACUGCCAGGAAUGCGGUUUGGCAGGAGACUUCUUCAUCUUCUGUUUGAAAGAGUUGACUCAUGUGGCCACGGAAAAUGAAACAGGGUUAAAAACUGAGCCCUUCUCCAGCAAGAGCCUCUUGGAAUUAGAGCAAUAUCAGACUCUUCUUGUGGAAGGCCAAGAGCAGAAGCUGCUUGUCCUGCAGCUGAUAGCUGUUCUGUGCGAGAGAAUGUCUGAGCAGAUAUUCACAAAUAUCACUCAGGUGGUGGACUUUGUAGCAGCGACAUUGCAGAGAGCCUGUGCAAGCUUGGCCCAUCAGGCAGAGAGCACCGUGGAAUCACAGACGCUGAGCAUGUCUAUGGGGCUGGUGGCUGUCAUGCUGGGAGGAGCUGUUCAGUUGAAGUCAAGUGAUUUUGCUGUUCUGAAGCAGUUGCUGCCUCUGUUGGAGAAGAUAUCCAACACAUACCCUGAUCCUGUCAUCCAAGAACUCGCUGUUGAUCUCCGCAUCACCAUCUCCACCCAUGGAGCCUUUGCCACUGAGGCCAUCAGCACGGCUGCGCAAAGUACACUGAACAGAAAAGAUCCGGAAGGGAAAAUAGAAGAGCAGCAACAAACCAGUUGUGAAAGACCCGCUGAUGUAGCUCAUAGCCACUUUGAACAACAGCAGAGCCAUGAGAUAGCCCCCCAGACAGGCCUGCAGUCAAAUGCUCCAAUCAUUCCUCAAGGAGUCAAUGAGCCCAGCACUACUACAAGCCAGAAAUCUGGAAGCAUAACCACAGAACAGCUCCAAGAGGUUCUUCUAUCAACUUAUGACCCUGAAAUUCCAACACGGGCUGCUGCCCUGCGUACUCUUUCCUGCUGGAUAGAGCAGAGAGAAGCAAAAGCCCUUGAGAUGCAAGAGAAACUUCUCAAGAUAUUCUUGGAAAACAUGGAACAUGAAGACACUUUUGUAUAUCUAUCUGCAAUUCAGGGGGUUGCCCUGCUCUCAGAUGUCUAUCCUGAGAAAAUCUUGCCAGACCUGUUGGCUCAAUAUGACAGCAGCAAAGACAAGCACACACCAGAGACCAGAAUGAAAGUCGGGGAAGUCCUGAUGCGAAUCGUCAGGGCAUUAGGAGACAUGGUCUCAAAGUACCGAGAACCUUUGAUCCACACCUUCCUGAGGGGAGUGAGAGAUCCCGACGGUGCUCACAGGGCCAGCAGCUUGGCCAACCUCGGGGAGCUGUGCCAAAGGCUGGACUUUCUGCUGGGCUCCGUGGUCCAUGAGGUAACAGCUUGCCUGAUUGCUGUGGCCAAAACAGACAGUGAAGUUCAAGUACGCAGAGCUGCCGUACAUGUGGUUGUGCUGCUGCUUCGGGGACUCAGCCAGAAAGCUACUGAGGUGCUGAGCGCCGUCCUCAAGGAUCUCUACCACCUGCUGAAGCACGUGGUGCAUCUGGAGCCCGAUGACGUGGCCAAGCUCCAUGCCCAGUUGGCCCUAGAAGAGCUGGAUGACAUCAUGAAAAACUUCCUGUUCCCUGCACAGAAGCUGGAGAAGAAGAUUGUGGUCCUGCCAUAGACCUGGCUCCAAGGACAUGGAGGAGGCAGGCAGGGCCAGGCACCCAGAGCCAUGCCCAGGUCUUCUGGCAGGUGUCCCUGCUGCCUCUUGAGUGCUGGCAGCAUGGCUGACCCUUGGGGUGGCUUUAUGGUGCUGGUCACUUGGGUCUUCAGGGUCCCUUCCUAAGGCAUCUGUUUGGCACUCCCGCAUUCAGCCUGAAGGGUGUGCAGUUAAGAGAAAACAAUUAGCCGGACGCGGUGGCUCACGCCUGUAAUCCCAGCACUUUGGGAGGCUGAGGCAGGUGGAUCAUGAAGUCAGGAGAUCAAGACCAUCCUGGCUAACACAAUGAAAC
Molecule: messenger RNA, 3695 nt
Organism: Chlorocebus sabaeus (green monkey)
Lineage: Eukaryota; Metazoa; Chordata; Mammalia; Primates; Cercopithecidae
Gene: TANGO6
Product: transport and golgi organization 6 homolog
Biological process (GO): protein secretion
Source: RefSeq, a predicted model, not a curated record